AUGAGAUUCCUGCUUCAGUGUCUUGAGGAUCUUGAUGCCAAUCUACGGAAACUGAAUUCACGUUUGUUUGUUAUUCGUGGACAGCCAGCAGAUGUUUUCCCCAGACUUUUUAAGGAAUGGAAUAUUGCAAAACUUUCUAUUGAAUAUGAUUCUGAACCAUUUGGGAAGGAAAGAGAUGCAGCAAUUAAGAAGCUGGCUAGUGAAGCUGGAGUGGAGGUCAUUGUUCGAAUUUCCCAUACAUUAUAUGACCUCGACAAAAUAAUAGAAUUAAAUGGAGGACAGCCUCCUCUUACUUACAAGCGAUUCCAGACCUUAAUUAGUAGAAUGGAACCACUGGAGAUGCUAGUGGAGACUAUAACCCCAGAAGUAAUGGAAAAAUGUACUACUCCAGUUUCUGAUGACCAUGACGAGAAAUAUGGUGUCCCAUCACUUGAAGAGCUAGGUUUUGACACAGAUGGUCUGCCUUCUGCGGUAUGGCCAGGGGGAGAAACAGAAGCUCUCACGCGAUUGGAAAGACAUUUAGAACGAAAGGCUUGGGUAGCAAACUUUGAAAGACCACGAAUGAAUGCAAAUUCCCUUCUGGCAAGCCCUACAGGGCUUAGUCCCUACCUCCGCUUUGGCUGUUUGUCCUGUCGUCUCUUUUAUUUCAAGUUAACGGAUCUGUACAAAAAGGUAAAAAAGAACAGCUCCCCUCCCCUCUCCCUCUAUGGCCAGCUGUUAUGGCGUGAAUUUUUCUACACAGCAGCGACUAACAAUCCACGGUUUGAUAAAAUGGAGGGGAAUCCUAUCUGUGUACAAAUUCCAUGGGAUAAGAAUCCUGAGGCUUUGGCCAAAUGGGCAGAAGGCAGGACAGGUUUCCCUUGGAUUGAUGCGAUUAUGACGCAGCUUCGUCAAGAAGGUUGGAUUCAUCAUUUAGCCCGGCAUGCUGUAGCAUGCUUUUUGACUCGAGGUGACCUCUGGAUUAGCUGGGAAGAAGGAAUGAAGGUCUUUGAAGAGCUCUUACUUGACGCAGAUUGGAGUGUGAAUGCUGGAAGCUGGAUGUGGCUAUCCUGUAGUUCCUUCUUCCAGCAGUUUUUUCACUGCUACUGUCCAGUGGGUUUUGGCAGAAGAACUGACCCAAAUGGGGAUUAUAUCAGACGUUAUUUGCCAGUACUUAGAGGUUUCCCUGCAAAAUACAUCUAUGAUCCGUGGAAUGCCCCAGAGAGCGUCCAGAAGGCUGCAAAAUGUAUAAUAGGAGUUAAUUAUCCCAAACCAAUGGUAAAUCAUGCAGAGGCAAGCCGUCUGAAUAUUGAGAGGAUGAAACAAAUCUACCAGCAGCUUUCACGAUACAGAGGACUGGGUCUUCUUGCAACAGUGCCUUCUAAUCCAAAUGGAAAUGGAAAUGGUGGCCUAAUGGGCUAUUCACCAGGAGAAAGCAUUUCUGGUUGUGGUAGUACAGGAGGAGCUCAGCUGGGAACUGGUGAUGGUCAUACGGUUGUUCAGCCAUGUGCCCUGGGAGACUCUCAUACAGGAGCAAGUGGAAUUCAGCAGCAAGGUUACUGUCAAGCAAGUAGUAUCUUACACUAUGCUCAUGGAGACAAUCAGCAAUCACACUUAUUGCAAGCAGCGCUAUUGGAAGAGAAGAUACCACUCAACACACAGGACAAAAUUCGUGCUACUCUGUAUUGGAACUAAAGUGUUGUGAGAGUACAUGUACUAAAAUGAUGUACUUUUUCAUAAAUUAUUUUCAAAUUUUUCUCAGUUGUUGUAAACAAGUCCAAUUUUUGGAAUGCAUUAUUUCUAACUGGCAUUUCUAUGGUUUUUAACUUUUUAAUGACUCUUUCACAAAGGGCAAAUUGAGUUUUGUAUAUAAAAUAUUUGGUGAAGAAUUUGCUAACUUAAUGUAAAUACAAACAUUCAUGGUUAGUGAUAGACCCAUUGAUAUAUUUUUGAUAAUCUUUCAUGUAUAUGGUAGUAGGAAAAGCUGUAGUGAUGUUCUGUAAAAUGGAUGGACAUAGAAGGUUUUGAGUUUUAAAAUUGUUAUUAUUUUCAGAUUCUAGAACUUGACCUCUGUAUGAUCAACUUCAUAUUUUCAUAUUAUAAGUGCUUAGGACUGUGUCUAAUCAAAUACAGUAGAGUUGUAACCUUUAUUAAUCACAUCUGUAUAUAAGUCAUAUGCCAAUUUUUUGUGAAGCUGUAAAAUUUUCAUGUGUAUGUCCAGUCCUUGUAUUUCCCAGUUGCCUUGUUCAGUAAUGACAU
Haliaeetus leucocephalus (bald eagle) is the source of this 2238-nucleotide messenger RNA. It is a transcript of the gene CRY1, whose product is annotated as cryptochrome circadian clock 1. Gene Ontology annotation, biological process: circadian regulation of gene expression; entrainment of circadian clock by photoperiod; negative regulation of DNA-templated transcription. Gene Ontology annotation, molecular function: FAD binding; DNA binding. The record is from RefSeq and is a predicted model, not a curated record. The coding region runs from base 1 to 1674 and encodes 557 amino acids. The transcript is spliced from 13 exons. NCBI's taxonomy places the organism in Eukaryota, Metazoa, Chordata, Aves, Accipitriformes, Accipitridae. Gene Ontology annotation, cellular component: nucleus; cytoplasm.